UCCCCGCCACCUCCCCGCCUGUCACUACCACGCCAGAGAGCCACCAUGGCGCACGGCGGGACACGCGUGUCCGCCGCUGCCGCUCCGCGCGGGGCCGCCCGCCUGCCACUGCUGCUGCUACUGCUGCUGCUGCCGCUGCUGCCGGGCGCCGCCACCGCGCUGCGCUGCGCGGAGCCCUGCGGCCGCCCGCGCCCCGGAGCGCUGACCCGCGGAGCGCGCAGCCCGCUGGAGCCACGGCGCGUUGGCGGAACGGCGGCGGGGGACAGCCGCCCCAGGAGAGCAUCCUCAGCAGCGGGCCGGGAGCAGGUCUCCCUUAUCAGCACCUCCUUCGUGCUCAAAGGGGACGCGUCUCACAACCAGGCGAUGGUGCACUGGACGGGCGAAAACAGCAGCGUGAUCCUGAUCCUUACCAAGUAUUAUCACACUGACAUGGGGAAAGUGCUGGAGAGCUCUUUGUGGAGGUCCUCAGAUUUUGGGACGUUAUACACAAAGUUGAAUCUACAGCCUGGGAUUGCCACUGUUAUUGACAAUUUCUACAUUUGUCCCACCAACAAAAAAAAGAUAAUUCUUGUGAGCUCUUCCCAUAAUGACCGUGACCAAAGUCUUUUCAUAAGCACGGAUGAAGGAGCCACUUUCCAGAAACAACCUAUUACUUUCUUUGUGGAAACUCUCCUUUUUCAUCCAAAAGAAGAAGAUAAAGUACUUGCUUAUACCAAGGAAGGCAAGGUUUAUGUAUCCAUUGACUUGGGGAAAAAAUGGAUCCUUCUGCAGGAACGGGUUUCGAAAGAUCAUAUUUUUUGGGCUGUUGCUGGAGUUGACGGAGACCCUGAUUUAGUUCAUAUGGAAAUCCAGGACCCCAGUGGAGGUUAUCGCUACAUCACUUGCCAGAUUCAAAAUUGCUCUGAUAAGACAAUGACAGUCCAGUUUGCUGGUGGCACUGAUCGGGAUUCUCUGACUGUGCAGGAUGACUACAUAUUUCUUCAGACAACAGCAGCAAAUCGAACGAAGUAUUACGUGUCUUACCGUCGCAAUGGCUUUGUACAGAUGAAGUUGCCAAAAUAUGCAUUGCCAAAAGAUUUACAGAUAAUCAGUACAGAUGAAAACCAGGUGUUUGUGGCUGUUCAGGAGUGGUACCAGACAGACACGUACAACCUGUACCAGUCUGACCCGCAAGGUGUUUAUUACUCUCUCCUGCUGGAGAACGUCCGGAGCACAAAGCAGCCAGAAGAGAACGUCCUGAUAGAUAUUCUGGAGGUCAGAGGUGUAAAAGGAGUCUUUUUGGCCAACCAGAAAAUUGAUGGGAAAGUUACCACUCUGAUAACCUACAACAAAGGUCGUGACUGGGAUUUUCUAAACCCUCCAGACAUUGAUAUGAAUGGAAAACCAACAAACUGCAAACCUCCUGAUUGCUACCUUCACCUCCAUCUCCGCUGGGCAGACAAUCCCUAUGUGUCAGGAACAGUCCAUACGAAGGACACUGCACCAGGACUCAUAAUGGGGGCAGGUAACCUGGGGUCCCAGCUGGUUGAGUAUAAAGAAGAGAUGUACAUAACGUCGGACUGUGGGAACACGUGGCGUCAGGUCUUCGAAGAAGAGCAUCACAUCUUGUACCUCGACCAUGGUGGAGUUAUUGUGGCCAUCAAAGACACCUCUAUUCCUCUGAAAAUACUCAAGUUCAGCAUAGAUGAAGGCCAGACUUGGAGUACACAUAAUUUUACCAGCACUUCAGUCUUUGUAGAUGGAUUACUUAGUGAACCUGGAGAUGAGACACUGGUCAUGACAGUCUUCGGACAUAUUAGCUACCGUUCGGACUGGGAACUGGUGAAGGUGGACUUCAGACCAUCCUUCCCGAGGGAAUGCACUGAUGAUGACUAUGAAUCUUGGGACCUCACAAAUCUACAGGGUGAUCGUUGCAUCAUGGGCCAGCAGAGGAGCUUUCGGAAGAGGAAGAUUUCAUCAUGGUGCAUUAAAGGGAGAAGUUUCACAUCAGCUCUCACAUCCAAAGUUUGUGAAUGUGUGAACUCUGAUUUCUUAUGUGAUUAUGGGUUUGAGCGCUCUGCACCUCUGAAGUCAGAAUCUAGCAAAUGCUUUGCUGACUUCUGGUUUAACCCAGAAGCACCUCCUGAAGACUGUGUGCUGGGGCAGGCGUACACCAGCAGCACUGGGUACAGGAAAGUCGUUUCUAAUGUGUGUGAAGGUGGCGUAGACCUGCAGCAGAACUUAGCACAGCAUAUGUGCCCAUUGACUGCUCCCAAGGGACUUCAGAUCAGCAUCAGAGAAGAAAGCCUGGCUGUUAAGCCUGGAGAAGACAUCACUUUCAUCGUCAGACAGGAGCAGGGUGAUAUAUUGAAUACCAAAUACCAGGUAGAUCUUGGAGAUGGCUUUAAGGCAAUAUAUGUGAACCUUACGAUGACUGGAGAACCCAUCCGUCACCGCUAUGAGAAUCCUGGAAUUUACCGUGUCUCGGUGAAGGCGGAGAAUGUUGCUGGGCACGAUGAGGCUGUGGUGUUCAUCCAAGUCAACUCUCCACUGCAGGCUUUAAAUUUAGAAGUGGUUCCAGUCAUUGGGAGAAACCAGGAGGUCAACCUGACAGCCAUCAUACUGCCCAAGAACCCUAAUUUGACAGUCUUCUACUGGUGGAUAGGAAACAAUCUCCAGCCACUCCUUACAUUGGACAAUUUUCUGGUGACAAAGUUUGCUGAGACAGGUGACAUCAGAGUUACAGUGCAGGCUUCCUGUGGGAGCUCCAUGCUUCAGGAUUCAAAAGUUGUCCACGUUUUUGAUAAUUUUCAUGUUCUUCCUCUGAAGUUUACUAAGCACCUGGACAUGUACAACCCAGACAUAGCGGAGUGGAGGGAAGACAUAGGACGGGUGGUAACACGACUUCUUGCAAAGGAAACUAAUAUACCUGAAGAAACACUCAUGACAGUCGUGAAACCAGGUCUGCCCACAACUGCUGACUUGCAUGUGCUGCUACCAGCAAACCAACCAAAAAGGAAGAGAAGCGUGACUAGUGAUAAGAGAAUAGCGGCUAUAAAGCAGGCCUUGAAUGCACACGACAUCAGAUUUUUUCUGAGGGGAGGAUACUGGGUCUUAGUGACUUUAGCUGACUCCGAUUCAGACUCUCAGAGGAUUGGAGGAGGCAGUGGCUACUGGGCUAUUGUGGUUCUCUUUGUUAUCUGUCUAGUCGCAGUUGGGGCUUUCAUCCUCUAUAAAUUCAAAAGGAAACUGCCAGGCAGAAAUGUCUAUGCCCAGAUGCACAAUGAAAAAGAGCAGGAGAUGACAAGCCCUGUUAAUCAUAGUGAGGACACCCAGAACAUCAUCCAGGGUGAGGAGUUUAUUGAUGAUGAUCUGGACUCUCAAACACUAGGUAACGCAAGAGUGACUCCUUCUGGGAGAAGUGGCAGCUUGAACAGCUACAGAGUUCCCCUAUUGCUGAUGCCGGUCAGUGUCCAGUCCCAGGCAAUCACUCAGGCGUGGUUUUGAGCAUCAACUCCAGAGAGAUGCACAGUUACCUGGUUAGCUGAUAUUUACAGCUGAACACAAAACCCGAAAGACUCUUCUCUGUAUCGUUUUAUUUUUCUCUGGUGAUGUCACAGAAUUGCAAAUAUGGCUGUAAAUGCUGGUGGAGAGGAGAUUCCUUAUUGGUCCUGUGGAAAAAAGCAUCCAUCAUCAGUUACUGGAGGAGAAGGAUGAUACGUCUUGUGUUCACUCUAUGGCCUGGGAACGAACGUGUUACAAUUGAAACUCCAACUGUGGUAGCAUAUUUGUAGCCCUAGGCACCUUCAAUGCCACCUUCUUUCUUGUCUGUAUAUGCUCUAGUUCUUUAUGUUUAUUUUUAGAAGGAUUGACUGUAACUUUUUAAUUGUAUUUUUAAUUGAGAUAUUCAGCAGAAGUCUGGGACUCUUCAGCUCAAAAAGGUAAUUUUUACACAAGCGACUAGACCAGAACAGAUGGUUGGUUGAUCACAAUGACAUUAUUUUAGGAGGCUGAGUGUUUCUGUACUGGGAGAGGACUGAGUGAGGAGACAAAUGCACUCCUAGUCAAUACAAGCUCUUAACUUAAAAUGUGUGAGACAAUCUAAUGAAUUUAGGCUUAGGCUUUUCUAUGGAUUAAAGGAAGUGUUAAUUAAGAUAUCUCAUAAUAUAGGACAAUACUCUUGUAAGUGUAGGAGGUCCUGACAAACCAUCAACACCAGUAUCUCCCCCUAGUCCCACUCAUGUGAAAAACAAAACCACCAGCUUGAUGCUAUUUCCAGACCAGGUGCCUUCACUUGUGGACAGUCAUUUCAGUUGUUCUUUUCUUGUCUCCUGAGCGAGCACCUCUAGGACGAUUGCAGCUGUCUGAUGAGUUAUCCUGCAAAACCCCAUGCUGGUGGCCUGUCUCUUUUUAAAUUUCCAGAGAGCGUAAAUACCUCUUUUACGUUGCUUUCUUUGUAUGGUUAUUUUUUAAAACUUCCUCUUUGGGCAGAGGUGCCAUGUAGGUCAGAGCUCUCCUCCAGGCAGGACUGAGUAGCUCAUUGCCAUCCCCUUCUCACACACAUCUUCUUUGGGAUUUUCCCUGCCUGUUUGCCCUUGCAGGCAAGGGUGGGCAAACUCUGACCUGACCUUUUCUGCUUGGGUUGGUUUGACAAUCCAGAAGGCCAAGGGGUGCAUGGGUUGUCAUUCAGGGGUUCAUAUUUCCUUUCCAUCACCACAGGGUGUCCCCCAGUCCCCACCACCACGCUGGCCCCUAUUUCUGCAGGGGGAGCGGUGGAGCUUCUGAAGGAGCUGCCUGCAGAAGCGCUUGUGAGUCAGGUCAGAGUUUCCUAAUCCCAGUUUUGUGAGUUGGGUCAGUGUUUCCCAGUCCCAGCCUCUGCAUCCACAGGGAGUUGGCAGUGAGGUAAAUCCACACCCCGCUGGUCCUUCCCCUGUGGUUUAUGGAGCUGUGCAGAAAAGAGACGGUGAUGUGAUGAGUUUAAACAUGUGGUAUCCUGUGUGUCACAGCUGCCUGGAAUUAGGAUGCUUCUCUCAGAAACCUUUAUAAUCUCUUCACUUUUUGCCUUCGAUAGGGACUAAAUAGCUCUUUACUCACUGAAUGUCAUACUGCUGCUAGUGGCAAGCUCGCACACCACCUUGCUUAAGGAGGAUAUGGAUAGCUAACCACAUCUUUCUGAAUAAACAAACAGAGAAUAAUGAAUACUGGCUGACAAGACAGUAAAGAACAGUCUUAGAAUUAUUGUAUGCAUUGGAGUCAUUCUUCCAUGUAGCUGCAGCUAUCCUAGAGCAUAUUGUCAUCAAGGGCAACAGACUGGGAUGUAAUAAUUCAGUGUAGUACUGUAGGCUCUCACAAACCCCAUGGGAUAUAUGCAUAAAGCACAAGAAAAUCUAGAUUAUAAGGAGCUGGGUGGAAAAAUUCAAGUGAAGAUUCUGAAAAGUGCUUGCAAACUGCUCAGGAAAAUAAUUUCAAAAAUAGUUAUAAAAUUUCUGCAUAUUUAGUUGUAGAGUGGCAUGCAAACUGAUUUACAGAGAAGCAAUGCUCUGGCUGACUGCUGCAUGCCAGACUCUGUAGAAAUCCAAGGUGUUACAUGUAUCUGAGUCUAGAUUGCUUGAAGAGAAGUGCAAAUACAAAAUGUGCUGUGCAUUGGAAACUCUCUGGACUGUUGCACCAGAUGCUUUCCCUUCUCACCAGCUCUUGAUGCUUUUUCUACUGGAAAUGAGCUGGAGCAGAGAAUAAAAUAGUAUUGCAAAGAGCUUACUCGUUCCUGAGAAAUACACAUGAAAUGGGCUAUUUGUAUGGGACAGGUGAGUAGCAGGUUAGUCUCGUCAACAAGGGAUGGGUUGGAAGUUCUAGCUUGGAGUUGUUCUCUCGUGGUUAGUUUGAUUGGCAAAGGACACUUGGAACCAGAUCACACAUGUAAUUUAUGCUUUAAAAGCUACUUUUACACAUUUAAUACAGGGUCAGUUGUCUGUCUGAUAAGAGGAGUCUUUUGGAACACAGUAGAAUAUUUAACCACUCAGUACUCUAAUUAACAGCACAAUAUAGUGCCUGUAAUAAUGUUUUUCAGUGCUUAUUAAUUUGAUUCAUGCAGCACUCCUGUGAGGUUGGUUUGUCGUGUCUUAAAAACACAGUUUUCGAAAGAGGGUUUAGUAUUGCCAUAACUGUAUUAAUAAUACCCAGCAGAUAAUAAAGGCAGCUUUUGAUUCCUUCACAAGAAUAACUUCAAAAUCAAUUAUUUUAAAACUCAGAAAAAUACUAUUCCCAGUUUCCCAUUCAUAGUGUCUUGGUUUAUCUUUGAAUGAAGACUCUCACUAGUGCUAGGUUUUUUGAAUGUCUUGAACUCCAUCUGUGACAUCUUAGCAUUUAUCCUUUAUGUAUACCUAAAAUCCCGAGGCAUGCUUAUACAGAAACACAGAGUUGUUUCUAUGCACAAAUGCUAGUCACACAUGCAUGCACACACACAUGCAAUAUUUGUAUGUGUCCCAGUCAAAUUUGUUAAUGAGGAAGGGUGAUUUGAUGGCUGUGAAACAGAAGAUUGCUGUCAGGUACUUGGGUUUUGUACCCAGACUUUGUGCAAGUUACUUAACCUGUAUGUGCCUCAGUUUCCCCACCUGUAAAUGGGGCUGAUAGUAAUUACCUACCUCGCAGUGGUAUUGUGAGGCUAAAUUAAUUACUGUUUGUUCAGGAUCUUCAGAGUGAAAGAAUUUUGUGAGCAUAAAUUAUUAAUAGUUUUGUUUUCUUUGUUUUACUUGUAAUUAUCACUGUUAUUAAGAAUGGUGAACUGAAACCAGCUGCAGUUACGUAUAAAUGUAACAAAUGCAUAAUCCAAAAAAGUACAUCCCUGUUAAAAAAAAAAAAAAGGUAAUAUUAUUGGAACAUAUUAUUACGUGGUAGGAUCGCAACAUUGACUGUGAUUUUGCUAAGUUACACACUAGUAUCUUAAGCUUUUCUGCAGUGUUAUUUGGUCAAAACCCUUCUAAUAAUGGUAGCAGUGAUACUUAUCAACAUUGAUAUUGAACUGUACUGAAACCAACAAAACUGGUGGUGUAUUUGCCUCAUUUGCAUCUUUUGGCUUUUUUAAACUCUUAUGUAUUUGCAGCUUUACAAACACCCUGUACUUUUCAGCGUGCUCCGAGCAGCACUGGUUUGAAGCAUUUGAACAGAGUCAUCAAGAUUUACAGCGGCUAUCUUUGCUUUCCCUUUUGCCACUGAAUGUGUGAUAUGGUUUUGGAGUGAUCCAUCCAUAUAAAGUGUUCAGAAGACAUUUAGGGAAAAUGAAUGCACAGUAUAAAUUAAUUUAAAAAAAAAAAAAGGAGGACAAUAUAAACCAAUGUAUGUUUUUAUACCCUUUAGAAAAGGGUGGUGGAAAUAACUGUGAAGAAAUAGAAGGUGCCAGCCUGAGGCAAGAUGUUGUUAUUAUCUCCAGGUAACAUCCAAUUUCUUUUAACUGUUUUAGGAUAUACUCAUUGAAUUAUAUCUUCCUGAUGGAUUUUCUGCGUUCAGUGACCAGUGUAGAGAGGAAAGUGUUUAUUCAUAUAAAGUAUAUUAUUUGUUAAAUUACUGUCCUCUGGACAGAGGCAAAUCAGCGCUUUGCCAUUAGUACAUCCUAGCACAAAGCAGUUUUCAUCUGACAUGAUUGUGACCUUAGCUGUGUUUCAGGCCUAAUAAGACAUCCCUUUAGUGGGAAUACUCUACUACUAUGUGCUGUCUCUUUAAUAGAGGUCGGCAAAAUGGAACUGCUGUGGUUCCCAUCCUCCUUACACAAACAUAUGCUCAAAGAAACCUUAGAGUUGUUUAUUAUUUUUAAGAAAUUACAUACAAGUAUUUGUUUGAAGUAACCUUUUGAUGAUGAACCAGUGGUUCUGAUAUGCUUUGAAUUUCUAGUGCUAUUUCAACUUGAAUACCAUGUUGCUAAGCUGAUAGAGUUGAAGACAAUUUCAGUUGUAGAUUUUUCCUGUGUUUCCUAUAAAACAAUGUUUUGUAUUUUUUUAUUAAUGAGGCUUUGGGGGAAAAAGAGAGACUAACAUUUUUAUUUCAUUGCACAGUCCUUGACAGUUGGAGUUGUUAUUGUGUAUACCACUGUAUUGUUUGCAUCUUCAUUUUUAUUUCAGCGUUUUAGAGGAAAGUAAGUGCAUAUUUCUCUCAAAUUAUUGGCAUUCCUCCAGGAAGAAAUUUAUUAUCAUUUACCUUCAUAAAUACUGAUUUUUGAGAUGCAAAAUUUUGUUGUGUCUUCUAAAUCCAUCAAAAAACCUGCUUCCUAGCUCAUUUUCUCUGUUCUAGUCCCAGUUGCAUGUUGCUUCUACAGCUUUCUUUAUGAGACUGGCAUGUAGCCUAAUCAUACUUGUCUAAGAAAGUUUUUCUAAAACUUCCAUUUGAAUAGCGUUUAAUUGCCUAGAAGUUACAGGAUCUGCUCAGAGCCUUUUCACAACAUUAAGUCCAUGUUUUCAUGUACUUAUUUGCUUUGGUGCAAAAGUAAUUGUGGUUUUGGACCGUGAAUUUUAAAUCAUUAUAACUGAGCUCAAAUACAUCUUUAAUAAUAAAAAUAGGAACCAUUACAAUCAACAUAGUUUGGCCAACAAGAAGUAAGUUUGAUUUUUCCUGUAGCCUAAAUAUCUGUGCUUUGGGAUUCGGUGAACUCUUGGAAAACAUUUUUGUAUCCUGCUGGUUGUGGAAGUGUUUUCCCUGCAAAAAGUUGUCAAGAUGCUUGAAGAAGUGGUAACUGGUUGGCGAGAGGUCCGGUGAAUAUGGUGGAUGAGGCAAAAUUUUGUAUCCCAAUUAGUUCAACUUCUGAAGCGUUGGUUGUGCAACAUGUGAUUGGGUGUUGUCAUGGAGAAGAAUUGGGACCUUUCUGUUGACCAAUGGUGGCUGCAGGCAUUGCAGUUUUUGGUGCAUCUCAUCGAUUUGCUGAGCACACUUCUCAGAUGUAAUAGUUGCACCGAGGUUCAGAAAGCUGUAGUGGAUCAGACAGGCAGCAGACCACCCAGCAGUGACCAUGACCUUUUUUUGGUGCAAGUUUGGCUUUGGGAAGUGCUUUGGAGGUGAUUCUUGGUCCAACCACUGAGCUGGUUGUCACCAGUUGUCGUACAAAUCCAUUUUUUGUCACACAUCACAAUUCAAUCGAGAAAUGGUUCAUUAUUGUUGCAUGGAAUAAGAGAAGACAACACUUCAAAAUAAUGAUUUUUUAAAUUUUCGGUCAGUUCCUGAGGCACUCCCUUAUCAAGCUUUUUCACGUUUCUGAUUUGCAUCAAAUGCUGAAUGACUGUAGAAUGGCCGACAUUGAGUUCUUCAGCAACUUCUCGGGUAGUUGUUAGAGGAUCAGCUUCAAUGAUUGCUCCCAAUUGGUCGUUGUCACCUUCCAAUGGCCAGCCACUAUGCUUCUCAUCUCCUUUGUGAAACUUUGUGUGACCCACCGCUGCACUGUGUGUUCCUUAGGAGUUCCUGGGCCAAAUGUGUUGUUGAUGUUACAAGUUGUCUCUGCUGCUUUACAACCCAUUUUGAACUUGAGUAAGAAAAUGACUUGAAUUUGCUUUUUGUCUGACAUCAUUUCUGUAGUCUAAAAUAAAUAUAAAAUAAACAGCAAGUAAUAAGGCAAUAGCAAAAAAACCCAUAAAGUCAGAAAAACACAUUAAAAUUAUGUAUAACAUAACCACAUUUAUGUAUUCCAAUAGCAAACAGCAAAUUUCAACAAUGCAACAGACGCAGUUUCUUUUGCACCAACCUAAUAGCUCUCUUGGUACCAUUUAAAUGCAUGUUUAUUCCUUUAAUGGAAAUAUAGAUAAUGUUUUUCCUUAUUUUUGGACUAUGAUCAUCAAAGUGACAAAUUUUGAAAUAACUCAGACCUCCAGUUAGCUUUUGCAAUUAAAAGCCUGGCCCUGCAGUCUUUUGGAAGUGUCAAGCUGUGCACUCUUAAUUUUUUAAUCUUCUUUCCUAAAUCAGCCAUUCUGCCCGACUGAUCACCUUGGCACUUUUUCUUCCAAUUCUUUUUGUAACCUCAAGCUGGAGGGAAUGCAGAAGGAUUUUUCAAUGUCAAGAUGGACAAACGCUUUCCCAAUCUGAACAGCAAUGUCGUGUGGACAAAGCUUUUAUUUUCCCUUUCUUUCAAAGUUUGUUGCAUAGAGCAGAGAGGUUAGACUAAAGGUUAGGGAAAUAAGAACUUGCAAUGGUACUUCAGGAUGGUAUGAAGAAUAAACAAUGCAUUCCUAUUAGAAUUUUUUUUCCUGAAAUUGAUACGUACAGCAAAUUACUUUCAUGACUUUUAAUAUGUGAGUUCUUAUUUCAUUAAGUCUUCAGUCCUGACCUUUUCCCUCCUGUUAAGUGGAGGAGCAGAUUAUGUAAAAUACGAAUUGUGGAGCUGUGUAUGACCAAAUAAAGGAUUUUCGUUCUUUUAAUCCCUUUUUUUUCCUUAUGUGAAGCUUGUCAGGAUUACAGUUUUCAGCUAGUUUAUGUACUGGUAGCUGAGAUGAUCUUCUGGAAGACAGUGUGUGAGACAAGAAGUACUGGAAGGUUUAGAAAUGCAUACUCUGAAGUGCAAUGAUAUAGCUGUGUGAACAGUGCUAGGCUAUGAAUAUGCUGGACAAAACAAAAUCUUUAUCAAAGAGCUGUUAUGCUUUCUAUUAAAGUACUUUUUAAAUAAUAUAUCUAAAAAUACAUGUUCUUAAUUGCAUACUCUUUGUCUCUGUCUCUCUCUCCCCUUCCAGAUUGAUUUUUCUUUUAGGAGUGACAUUUACUAGCCCUGAAAAAAAUGGAUUCUUUCCCGUACACAAGUAAUUCUGUUUAAAAUUAUUUCCUUGCAAAUGCUGAAAACAUUACACAGACUUGAGCUUUAUUGAUCAGACUUGAUUUCUGAGUUUCUGUAGAAUUUGCAUCUUUACACUAAUUUGUUCAAAUACAGUGGGCAUAAAUCCUCUUUGGGCAGCAAUAAUACAUACAGUAGUACAUGGUGCUACUUAAAUAUUAAUAAUAUGCCUUUGUUGCACAUAUUUUUAAUGAUACGAUAAGGCUAUUAACCACCAGGAAGGCCAGGUGUUCCAAAUCAUUUGCUUAGCAUGUCUUAUAUUUCUAUGCUAUCGGUUGCUGAUUUUAGCCAGCUUUUGAUACUUUAGUUCUUUCUGACAGUGUCUGCUCUCAAAGAUCAAAGGGCAAGAAUUGGCUUAUUCUCUUUUUUUAAAAAAAAAAAAGGUAUUAAUUAAUGCCAUUUGCUUAUUAAUUCAAACACUUUAAAAAGGAAAUUUUUCUGAAAUGGUGAAAGAGAUGCUUUUUAAUGAGAACAGCUCAUAUGGGAAAACAGCAGACUUGUAUCCACACAUAAUCUGUAAUUCUUGUGGAUUAUAGGGCUAUGAAGCUGGUGAAGGGUUUGGAGAGGAAGCUGUAUGAGGAGCAGCUAAAGUCACUUGGUUUGUUCAGCCUGGAGCAGAGGAGACUGAGGGGAGAUGUCAUGGUGGGAGGAGGAGGGGCAGGCAUUGAUCUCUUCUUUCUGGCGACCAAUGACAGAACCCAAGGGAAUGGCAGGGAGAUGUGCCAGGAGAGGUUUAGGUUGGACAUUAGGAAAAGGUUCUUCACCCAGAGGGUGCUGGACACUGGAACAGGCUCCCCAGGGAGAUGUCAUGGCCCCAAGCCUGACAGUGUUCAAUAAGAGACUGGACAAUGCCCUCAAACACAUGGUGUGAACUGGGGGGUUGUCACAGGCAGGGACAGGAGUUGGACUCAAUGAUCCUUGUGGGUCUCUUCCAACUCUGGUCAUUCUAUGAUUCUGUGACUACACAGAACUCUGUAGAAGCAGCAGCAUACACCCCAAACAUCAGUAACAUGCACGUAGGUGGUUUGCAGAUGAUAAAAUUAGUCUAAAGGAGAAUAUUUAAUACACCACUUAUAUGUCCCAGAUUUACAGAAGGGCUUUUAAAUGGUUAAGAUUACAGUGUCAUCACAAACUUGGAAGAUGCUCCAUUUGCUUGUAAAUACGCUCCCUUCUUUGUUUGGGGUUCAUCUUCUGAGAUGCAGAACCCCUCAGAGAAGUGACUUUCUUGUUUAAUGCUUCCAACUUUUUCCUAAGUCGUUAGUGAAACUUUAUAGAAAAAAUGUCUGAAUUGCCAUUCUCCUCUGUUUCUCUUCAUUUCUUCCCCCUUCCUUUUUUUUUGUUUUCAUGCAUUUGUUCUGUUUCAUUAUUGCUGCUGUUUUUUGUUCUGCCUUGCCUGCCUCCUCCUUCUGAUGACAGUUCUCUGCAGUCCACUUUUUCUUCUUUGCUUUUCGUUUUGCUUUAUGUUCUGUUUCUAUCUGUGGUGUUGUUGUAGUUCCCCUGUGCUUUGCAGCCCGAUGUUCCUGCUUCUUUCCCACUUUCAGGAUUUUUUUAAUCCUUUCACUUUUAAUUUUGCUUCAUAUUUUCUCUAGAUCUUGCUGGAACUCUUCCCUUUUGCCUGUCUAGGACUUCUCUCAGCUGCUUGUCCCAGAGAGCAUGUACUUCCAUUCUGAGAUGUGGAUGAGUGUUGUACUCCCUGGAAAAACAAAUAACUUGCGUUUUCCACUCUCAUCCAUGUAUAUAUUGAGUUUGCUGUCAGUCUGUAGUGGAAAAUAUGUAUUUCAUUGACAGACAGCUAUAUCCAUUAUCUCCCAAAUGCCUCCUUCUGCCUUAUUUUGGGUUGUGGGCAUGAGACAUGGUGUUUGCAUGAGCUUUGUGGGUCACAGAAAGGGGGCUGGCUUGCUUUGCCAGGCCUUCCAGCUGGCAGGUACAGAAUUGCAGCGAGGCUGGGCAGAGACAUCUUGCCAAUAGUUGGGCUGCGCUUGUGUUUUAAUGUGGGAAAUACUGAGGCCGAGCUAGUACAUAGCCUGUAGGUGAAUUGUUACAACCUGAUGCUGAAGAAUACAUGAGGCAAAGAGGGUGCACUGCUAACUGAGGAGCAGGACCAGGGAUCAUUACUCUUGGGAGCAAUUUGACGUGUCAGGUUUGUGUGAUGGGUGUGUACACAGACUCUCCUAGAGGCAGAGGCAAAUGGCUUGCUUUCAAGUUCCAUAAAAUGCAAGUUUAAGCAAAGUUACCUUAUAGGUUUGACAGAAUCUUCUUGUUAGAGGAGCUUGGAGAAAUUAAUAGGAAUAAGAUAACUGAAAAACUCAGUGGUAUCUUUGAGCCUGUGUUAGAGAGAGAAUGUAUGUGUGAAAGAUGCAGGAGGGAGAGGAGCACAAGACUAAACAGGACAGGGAAAAGCAGGGAGAAAGACAGUGUUACCAGUGUGUCUGAUUUUGCCACAAGUUGUUGAUUUUGCUUUGCUUAAGGCUUGGAGCUUACUUUAAUUCAUAAUGGCAACUAUUUUCAGAUGUUUGUUGCAUGCAGAGACUUUAAACCUAAGUCUAAGUUGAUGCAGCACAGGGAACAUGCAAAAUUAUCAGUAUUUCUGCCCAUAAUUUAAGAGGGAUCUGACUCGCAGCAACAUCCUGCUUGAGGUGCAUGGAAAAGAGAUUUCUUCUCAGGAGCCACGAUGCAUGUAUGUGCGCUCCAGAGGUAGCUCCAGUGUAGGUUUCCUUCUGACAUGAUUGUGGGGCAUUUUCACUGAGCUAGGAGGCAGGGGAGAAGAAUUAUUUUAUAGGGUCUGUGUCUUGGAUUUAUACUGCUUACAUGUAACUUGCUAGAAUUCCUUUCUGAUCUGUAAUUUUAUCGUGUUUAGAGAUGGUGAAUGGAGUUGGUAUAGUAUUCCUGAGGGUAAACACCAGCCACUGGAGUUUACUGAAUAUGUGUCUAGAAAUUUUAAUUUUAGGAGCACAGUGUCACCAUUUCGUAUACACACCAGGCAUUUGAGUACAACCCCUUUUUUUUUUUUUUUUUUAUUUAUCUCUGGCAAGCUCUGAUUUAUUUCCUCAUGGGUGCAGGUCAUGGACUGUGCUUGCUGCAGUGCACAAGGCUCUGGAGGGAAAAUGUAAUCAAAUUGAGAAGUACACUUGAAUUUUCUCUUGAUCCCAGUCUCUUCUGAGUUGCUUUUCUCUGAUUAUGGUUCUGCCAGUAAACUGGGUUGAUGGCAUUUUUAUCCUCUUCUGUGUGGCUGAGAAAAAAAAAUGCCAGCAAAAAUUUCCAGAGGAAUAGCAGAUUGGAAGAGAUAGGGAACUUGAUCAGCUGGCAGGACACUUUUGUGCUUUAUUUACCAUUUGUUUUCACAAUUAUGUACAGCUACUGUGAUUUAUGUUAACCAUAGAUACAGUUUCCUUGCAAAUGGGGAGGUGGUUCUAAAGACUAUGGCACCAGUGCAUUGCAGCGUGGCUUUGAGAGACAUCAGCUAUCACCCUUCCUCACCUAAAUGAAAUUAUCAUAGGAUCAUUGCUCUGUGUUUAUGAAGCUGAAUAUCAGUUCACCCUGGAUUAAGUAUUGGAGGAAGAUUUGGAGAGGUAAUAAUACUUGGAAUGGGAGAAUUUUCCAUUUUAAGAGUAAAGGAUAAAUACUGGCAUAUUUACAGUACAGCUGUGGCUCUUUCAGCAUAGGUGGGUCCAGCAUGACUCAUUCCAGACUUGGACAGCUAGAUCAUACUGAUUUUGCUGGUAUUAUCCAUACUAAUAAAAGGAGAAAAAAUGGGCUGUUAAACCAACCACAAACAAUAUUUUCUUGCUCGUUAGUGCUAAAGCUCUUGGUAAAGUUGUAAAAGCCAAUAAAAUGAAAACUAGACUUGACAUACUUCUUGUGAACAUUCACAAACAUUUCUCUGCCCUGUUGUUCAUGUUUAUUGUUUAUUUGGCAUAGCAGGGCCAAAUUCUACCCUAAUUUAUGACCACACAGUUCCAUGGAUGUUGUGAGUACAGCUUUGUGUUAUGGAAGAAAAACACUCACCCACAGCGAAUUUGAAAUGGAGCUGCAGGUUAAAAUCAGUCAUCAUCUUGCUGCAUCUGUAUUCACACAGGUGAUGGGCUGGUUUUCACCUGUAAUUCCUAUUCCUGUGGUUAACACGAGAGUACUUCGGAUAGAUGUAAGCUAAUUACAACCAAGGUAGAACUUAGUUUUUGAACUACUUGCAACUGCUUUUCGAGAACGUGAUCAGCAACUGCUUAACACUGUAUUUCUAACCGGAUUUCUGACAAAGGGACGUUUAAAUCCUUGUAAAAGCUCUUUUAGCAGUCAGCAGUAUGCUAUAGUACAUACCUUUAACAUACAUGACAACACUGUCCUCUCGUUUUGCCUUUGCACAACUAGUGUUUGUGAGAACAGUACAUGCCUUUUCCUAAUUUUGUUUCAGGAGACCUUGACUUUGAGCAGGUUUCUUUGUAUACGGUAUCAGGGCUCAACGGAAGAAUUAAAUCAACCUAUAAUUGGUGCAUUGUCAUAAAGGGGGAAAAGCGUUAUUUGUAUAUUUUUGUAAAUAUGUAACAUUUAAUGGCAGUUUUGUAGUGAUGUGCUGUUUUUGAGAAAAAAAAAAUAAAAUAUAUGUUUGAAUAUGCUUAAUGUAACACUUAACUGUGAUUCAAUUGCACAAUUAAUAGCUUAAUCAGAAGUCUUGUGCAAUAUGUAGUGCACACGCAUAACCAAUAUCUGUUAGCGAUCCACAACAAAGUUUUCAGCAACUUCUAACGAUGGUGAUGAACUGCGCAGUACAGUUUAUCACGGUCUCUUUCAGCUUCCAGACAUGUAGCAGGCAAACUACUGUAUACGUACCUGUGUACUCCACUGCAUCCAAAGGUAUGCAUUUGUCCUGAGAACCUGCACUACAGGUUUUUCUUUAAUAAAAUUUGGUUCUAAACUA
Molecule: messenger RNA, 15686 nt
Organism: Columba livia (rock pigeon)
Lineage: Eukaryota; Metazoa; Chordata; Aves; Columbiformes; Columbidae
Gene: SORCS2
Product: sortilin related VPS10 domain containing receptor 2
Exons: 28
Coding region: 46-3486 (1146 amino acids)
Cellular component (GO): membrane
Molecular function (GO): protein binding
Source: RefSeq, a predicted model, not a curated record